UUUUAUACGCGCAAAGUGUUGGACUACUGAGCAGUAGGCGCCGAAAGAGCAACACAUGCCGGAACCAUUCUUUUGAUGACCAAUACCAUCAGGUAGAGUAGCAUACAUUGACACUCUAAUGUGUUCAAUCGCUUAAAUCGCCCCAGACAUCGCCACAAGGAUCGCAAAAUGUCCGAUUCGAGAGAUUGCCAAGUGAUUACACCUCAACGCACUUUGCGUGACAGGGAUGCAAGUCAACCGAAUCAUCGUCCAAGACCUGCACUGGCAUCGAGUGCUAGAGGAUUAGCCAAACAAGAAUUGCGUCGUCAACGUGAAUUGGAAGCCAACCUGGAGUUUGCAAAAGCAAAUGAAAAGCUGAAAAAGGCCACAAAAGCUGGAUCCCGUAAAUCUUCCUCCUCUCAGGCAAGCGUGGAUAGCGAGGCGUACAGCAGUCAGCAAGCGCAUACAUUCGACGAUAAUUCGUCUAAUUCACAGGAAAAUCACCAGGUUCAGGCCAACUUACUUUCUCAACAGAGCCAAGUUUCAUCUUCUGAAAAGAUGGUGGAAGAUCUUGUCAGCAAUGUCGCACCCGCUGAAGCAAGCGAACAGAUAUCUUCAGACCUUUCUUUGAAGACACCAGAAAGCCGAAAGAGAACCAUUGAAGAUGUCGAAGGAGAGCAAGAUAGGCAGUCAGUGUCUGCGAGAGUGGAUACAAGUGAGGCUGCUGCCAUUUCAGCAGUGGUAUCAGAUCCUAUGCCACCGGCAAAGAAGAUCAAUUCUGCAGUGAUUGAAUACGAUGAUGACAGCGGGUUUUGGGAUGAUGCGGAUAUGGACUGGGAUGUGCUUGACCAGAUCGAUCCGCCAACACAGCCAGUUCAAGCACCUCCAUUGGCUGAAUCUGAAGGAGUCUUCCGAUGGGCAAACAAGAAAAGCGUUGUAGGGACUGCUAAAGCAGCAGAUGCAGCUUUUCGCUUGCAACAAUUUCUAGAGGAAGAAGAGGAAGGAGGGUUACCAUCUACACAGAUCGCAGGUCCUUCUCAAGCGGCAGUAGCCCCAAGAACACCUUUUCGUCCUCUCGCUCCUUCAAGAUUGAAUCAGUCAGUCACGAAUUGGAAUGAGCAAGCACAAGAUACGUCCGGCAAGCAGGUAGACAAAGCUGCUGAUGCAAUUGCCAGCAUUCAAUCUCCUGCUCAUAUGUUCCAAUCUGCCGCAACUCUUCGUACACCUAAUGGCGCCUCUCAAGGGGCUCGCAUGCCGCUUCCAAACAAUCGUGUCAUCAACUCUACACCUCGAAAGCGGGAGGUAUGCUAUGGUUCCAUGCCCAGCGGUAGCCAAAAGGUUGGACACUUAUCUCAAACUCCUCUCUCACGAAAGAGUUUGAGUAAUGCACUACGUUUUGGACGUUCGAGCUUGCCCAAGUUCAAAUCUCCUUUCAAGAAGGAUAUCGCUCAAACAGCGGUACAUGCUACACAAUUGACUUCGAGCCCGCUUCAGAACCGCUCUCGCUUGGUUACGACUCUGCCACGAGUCAAGCUGGAGAAUGAAAGAGUCAGCGCGACAGUAUUCAACUUGGAUAAUCUCCCGGAGCAACGCAAGACGCUUCUUGACGCUGAAAAGUCGUCUCAGUGGGCAUGGUAUCGUGGUGAAUCUUUUAAGCAGUCUGACGAUUACGAAUUCAUCUCAAAGAUCUUGAAUGAUCCUCCAUCAGCGGCACUCUUCAGUUUCACUGAUCCAGCAAAUCCUGAGGGAAGUGCAUCUUUGGACAUUUCGGCAGCACGUAAAGAGCUGGCAGAGGCUGCCGGUUGUUCGGUGGACAAAAUUCCAUAUACGUGGGUAAAGAAUCAUUGGUCUCUAAUUCUUUGGAAAUUGGCUGCUUUGGCACAUCGAUCGGAAGAAUACGAGCAGCGCUUCUCGUGGAAUGAAGUGAUCAGUCAAUUACGUUACCGCUAUGAAAGAGAGGUCAACCGUGCUCAUAGAUCUGCUAUCAAGCGCAUUCAAGAGCAUGAUUCACCGUCUGGACUGCCGAUGAUCUUGUGCGUUUAUGAUGCUUCACAUGGCGCGGAUGAAGAUGAACCUCAUCUCAUUUUGACGGAUGGUUGGUAUCGGAUACAUGCGCCACUGGAUGAAGUAUUGUCUCGUGCCGUACGUGCAGGUCGCAUUCAGCGUGGACAAAAGAUGACAAUCAUGGGCGCGCAUUUAGAUCCCGAAAGCUCUGCGUGUGAGCCUAUCGAAGCAUUUGAUACUUCCCCUUUGCUCAUUCGUGGUAAUGGUUGCAAACUUGCACCAUGGCAUGCACGUCUUGGAUUUCAAAAGGUUUCAUGGGCAUCUUCAAUCAGAUCUCUAACCGUAGAUGGAGGAUCAGUGUCUAUCUUGGACGCAGUAGUGACAAAGGUGUAUCCCAAAGGAUUUAUGAGCUCAACAUGGACAGCAGCUGAAGCAGAGCUUAACGGUAACGGCGAUUCCUCUCAGCAGCAAGAUCAACCCAAAGAGUUUAAUCGACCAGAAACUUGGAAUGAGAAAGAGGAAGAGGAGAAGCAAUCUGAAUGGAACAACAAGAGAAUAUCAACUGUAGAUGAAAUUCGCAAGACAUUGCAGUCCCAGUCUGAGAAGCUCAUCAUUGUCACGGAGAUGCUCUCGGAGAAAUGUCAGGACCUAGAUGAAAAUGUUGUGAUCGAUGGUCUGGCUUCAAGCAGCUGUGAAAGCUUUUUGGACGCAAUGCUGGCCAGUGACAAUCCAUCUGACUACGUUAAAAAUGUUGGCAUGGUGCCCGCGUUGCUUCGUGUGGCUCAAACACGUUUGGACAUUUUAAUGAGCGCCAAUCAGGCUGAGAUGGAAAGACGAUUGGCUGAUCUUUGUCCGCCUCGACAACGACGUGCAUUCCGUACGAUUCGAUUGAUCGAUACAAAACGUUUCAUUGCCGAGCAAAAGUCAAAAGAUCCAUCGGUCAAAGAAGAACAAUCUUUGUCGUCUUUGCAACAGAGUAAAUUGAUCGGAUGCAAACGUGAAUGCUUGAUUCGCAUUUGGGAUGCAGAUAAGAUGGAAGAAAUGGAUUUCAAAGAAGGAUGUCGAUACAAUAUUACAAAUCUCACACCAAGCAACGUUAACAUUUGGCCAAAAGAUGUUGACGGAUUGGAUGAGGUUCAUCUGAAUACCCGACAAGAUAGCAGAUGGGAAGAGAUUUCUCUUAAUGGAGCCUAAAACUGCUCAAUAGCAAUACAAACACAGUAAUACCCCAGCAUAUAUGCACCACUAAUUCAAUCCUCCAGCGCGCACUCUCAGCCACCUAGUCUUAGCACCUGUCUACUCUUAUCUUCCAGACAAUACACUUGUACAUUAUUCGUAGCUGUAAUCAAUUCAUUACGAU
Messenger RNA from Meira miltonrushii, 3343 nucleotides. RefSeq lists its product as uncharacterized. Gene Ontology annotation, biological process: regulation of DNA-templated transcription; double-strand break repair via homologous recombination. NCBI's taxonomy places the organism in Eukaryota, Fungi, Basidiomycota, Exobasidiomycetes, Exobasidiales, Brachybasidiaceae. The transcript has a single exon. The record is from RefSeq and is a predicted model, not a curated record. The coding region runs from base 169 to 3177 and encodes 1002 amino acids.